Rhinolophus ferrumequinum (greater horseshoe bat) is the source of this 3869-nucleotide messenger RNA. It is a transcript of the gene DCAF5, whose product is annotated as DDB1 and CUL4 associated factor 5. Gene Ontology annotation, biological process: negative regulation of fatty acid biosynthetic process. Gene Ontology annotation, molecular function: protein binding. The record is from RefSeq and is a predicted model, not a curated record. The transcript is spliced from 9 exons. Bases 149 to 2989 code for a protein of 946 amino acids. NCBI's taxonomy places the organism in Eukaryota, Metazoa, Chordata, Mammalia, Chiroptera, Rhinolophidae. Gene Ontology annotation, cellular component: cytoplasm; Cul4-RING E3 ubiquitin ligase complex.
UCUGCACACCUCGCUCCGUCUGCCAUGGCUGGUUAAAGAACCAUCCGGAUCGCUGCGCGAGGGGAGGGCUGGGUGGGGGGAGCGCGGCAGCCGCGCGUGAGGCCGAGGGAGGGGCGGCGGCGCGAGCGGCGGCGGCGGCGGUUCCAGGAUGAAGAGGAGAGCUGGCCUGGGGGGCAGCAUGAGGUCAGUGGUGGGCUUCUUGUCCCAGCGGGGCUUGCAUGGGGACCCCCUGCUCACUCAGGACUUUCAGAGGAGACGCCUGCGGGGCUGCAGAAACCUCUACAAGAAGGACCUCCUCGGCCACUUCGGCUGUGUCAAUGCCAUUGAAUUCUCCAACAAUGGAGGCCAGUGGCUGGUCUCAGGAGGAGACGAUCGCCGCGUUCUGCUAUGGCACAUGGAACAAGCUAUCCACUCUAGAGUCAAGCCCAUACAGCUGAAAGGAGAGCAUCAUUCCAAUAUUUUUUGCCUGGCUUUCAACAGUGGGAACACCAAAGUAUUCUCUGGAGGAAAUGAUGAGCAAGUUAUCCUCCAUGAUGUUGAAAGCAGUGAGACCUUGGAUGUGUUUGCUCAUGAAGAUGCAGUAUAUGGCUUGUCAGUGAGUCCAGUGAAUGACAACAUUUUUGCCAGCUCCUCAGAUGAUGGCCGAGUUCUCAUUUGGGACAUCCGGGAGUCUCCCCAUGGAGAGCCCUUCUGCCUGGCCAACUAUCCCUCCGCCUUUCACAGUGUCAUGUUUAACCCUGUGGAGCCCCGGUUAUUGGCCACAGCCAAUUCAAAGGAAGGAGUGGGGCUCUGGGAUAUUCGAAAACCUCAGAGUUCUCUCCUACGUUAUGGUGGCAACCUGUCCCUUCAAAGUGCCAUGAGUGUGCGAUUCAAUAGCAAUGGGACCCAGCUCCUGGCCCUGAGGCGUCGCCUGCCCCCUGUGCUCUAUGACAUCCACUCUCGCCUGCCUGUGUUCCAGUUUGACAAUCAGGGUUACUUCAACUCUUGUACCAUGAAAAGCUGCUGUUUUGCAGGAGAUCGUGAUCAGUAUAUCCUUUCAGGCUCUGAUGACUUCAACCUGUACAUGUGGAGAAUUCCUGCAGACCCAGAAGCAGGUGGUAUUGGUAGGGUGGUCAACGGAGCCUUCAUGGUGCUGAAAGGGCAUCGGUCUAUUGUUAACCAGGUCCGAUUCAACCCCCACACCUACAUGAUCUGCUCGUCUGGUGUAGAAAAGAUUAUCAAGAUCUGGAGCCCGUACAAGCAGCCGGGAUGUACCGGAGACCUGGACGGUCGAAUUGAGGAUGAUUCCCGCUGCCUCUACACCCACGAAGAGUACAUCAGCCUUGUGCUGAACAGCGGGAGUGGGCUGUCGCAUGACUACGCUAACCAGUCUGUGCAGGAAGACCCCCGGAUGAUGGCCUUCUUUGACUCCCUGGUGCGGCGCGAGAUCGAGGGCUGGAGCUCUGACUCCGACAGUGACCUGAGCGAGAGCACCAUCCUCCAGCUGCACGCAGGGGUCAGCGAGCGCUCAGGCUACACCGACUCCGAGUCGUCGGCCUCGCUGCCGCGCUCCCCUCCGCCCACAGUGGACGAGUCUGCCGACAGCACCUUCCACCUGGGACCUCUACGGGUCACCACCACAAACGCAGUGGCGGCCACUCCGCCACCGCCCACGUGCGAGGAUGCAGCCUCUCGCCAGCAGCGCAUGUCAGCUCUGCGGCGCUACCAGGACAAACGCCUCCUGGCUCUUUCCAAUGAGUCCGAUUCUGAAGAAAACGCCUGUGAGGUUGAACUGGACACAGAUCUCUUCCCCCGGCCACGUUCUCCCAGCCCUGAAGAUGAGUCCAGCAGCUCUAGCAGCUCCAGCAGCUCCGAGGACGAGGAGGAGCUGAAUGAACGCCGAGCAUCCACGCGACAGCGGAAUGCCAUGCGGCGCCGACAGAAGAUGCCCCGAGAAGAGAGGCCCAGCGCCCCACCCAAGCCCACCAACACCUACAUUGGAGAAGACAACUAUGAUUAUCCCCAGAUCAAAGUAGAUGACCUCUCCUCCUCUCCCACCUCCUCCCCUGAGCGGAGCACUUCUGCUCUGGAGAUACAGCCAAGCCGGGCAUCACCAACUUCCGACAUAGAGUCAGUUGAGCGAAAGAUUUACAAAGCUUAUAAGUGGCUCCGCUACUCCUACAUCUCCUACUCAAAUAACAAAGAUGGAGAGAGCUCCCUGGUGUCUGGGGAGGCAGAUGAAGGGAGAGCAGGAACCAGCCACAAAGACAACCCAGCCCCUUCUUCCAGUAAGGAAGCCUGUCUAAGCACCUCCAUGGCCCAGAGGAAUCAGGAUGUGCCUCCCGAAGGCCGCAGUAAGGAUGCUUUGAAAGAAGGGACUUCUUCCAGAAAUCCCAGCAGUGGCCCAGGCCAUGAGCACAGCAGCCACUCUCGGGCAGAGGCACCAGAGGACACCUCUCAGGACACUAACAAUGGUGGCUCUGUAGAAUAUUCCUUUGAAACCAAGAAGCUCAAUGGAAAGGCCCUGAGCAAGGGCCUGAGCAGCCGGGCUGAGGAGCCGCCCUCUCCUCCUGUCCCCAAGGCAUCUGGCUCCACUCUCAGUAGCGAGUUUGGCAACUGUCCCAGGACCCAGUCUGAUGACAGUGAAGAGAGGAGCCUUGAAACCAUCUGUGCCAACCACAACAAUGGACGCUUACACCCCCGCCUCCCUCACCCCCACAACAAUGGACAAAACUUUGGGGAGCUGGAGGCAGUGGCCUGCUCUUCCCCAGGACAUUCGGACACUGACCAUAGCUUGUCCCUGACAGGGACACUACUACACAAAGAUUGUUGUGGGUCUGAAAUGGCCUGUGAGACCCCCAAUGCUGGAACGAGAGAGGACCCCACUGACACCCCAGGCACAGACAACAGCAGGGCUGUUCACAGCCAUAGUGGCCUCAAAAGGCACCGAGUCGAAUUGGAAGAUACAGAUUCAGAGAAUUCCUCCUCAGAGAAGAAAUUAAAAACAUGAUAAAUGCAAAGGGAAAACAAAAAGCUACAAAAAGGAGCUUUACAAAAAAAAAAAAAAUUUUAAUCCUGUUUAGUGAACAAAGAGGAAAGGAAAAAAAAGUAUUAAAGGCACAUACAACUGGGGCCUAAAUAUUGUGUCUGCUGCUGCUCCCUUCUAUUCAACAAUGGGUCUGAUGUGUAGCUGGCCAUUGGCUUGUGCUGUGUUAAGAAAGGGAAAAAAUCCAAGUGACUCCUUUCUAGUAAAGUUUGGGCAUAGUGUACCUGUGCGGAUUCUGUUCAAGUAAAUCCUUGUUGAGAUGUUUUACUUGUUCUUGUGUGUGUGCGCUGGCACGCGUGAGCUCAUUGUCUCAGACUUUUCUUUCAGUUCUCCAUCAGAAAAGAUCUUCUGGAUCUGUACUUUUUGCCAUAUCACCUUGUUUACAUGCCGUUGGUGUUCUGGUCUUAAUGAUGAGUGCCUGCUAAAUCGGGUUGUGCUGCCAGUGAGUAGUGGAUUUAUGCUGAAAAACUGGAGGGGAAAAUGGAAAUAGGCCUUCAGCCCACUGGCAGUGCUGGAAAGGAAAGCAUGGUUCCUUUCUUAAAGAAACCUUCCGUGUUUUCUCAGUAGCACUUCUGCAUUGAGCAUUUAAUAUAGACAUUCUAAAAGCGGAGCGUUUUUAAUGCUAGUGAGAGGGUAGCACUUAAGGUCAGAUUCAAGAGAACAUAGAUCCCUGAUAAAUUUCACUGGUUGCAAAUUGAACAGUGCUGCAACACAUACUGUACGGAGGCCAUAAAAUAUAACUAGUUGUGGGUAACACUUUAACCAGUUAGGUGCUUAGUUCCUAGGAGGAACUCAGAAGGCCUGCAGGCGCUUCCUUGGCCCCAUGUGAUGGCGUCUAGGCGUA